This is a messenger RNA of Pelobates cultripes (western spadefoot toad), 462 nucleotides long. The record is from the annotation of a GenBank genome assembly. Lineage: Eukaryota; Metazoa; Chordata; Amphibia; Anura; Pelobatidae.
AUGGCCGACAGCUGUGCAGCUCACCUGGAGCAACACAACACUAGUGACUGGGCAGCAACCUUUCGGGGCAAAUUUGACGACGUAUGCCGGCGAUUCUGGGAGCAACUGGAAGAGAAGCGUCGACUCCCUGCUCUAGCACCGGCCAAACUGGCGGCUCCACAACCUGCGCCCCCUCACAGCCAGCUGUGUCACCCAGACGCACCCACAACACCGCGGAAGCAGGCAAAAACCGGGAAGCGGCUCGGCGGAGACCUAACCCACCACAAGGUCGCCUCAACCAGCUACAACAUGUGCGGCCCCAACCAGCUACAACAGGCAAGCAGCACAGAGGGCUCUGCCAGCCGGCAACGCAGAGGCCACCCAGCAGGGCCCAAGCAAAGGCUUACCAGGCACUCAGGAGAACACCUCACAGAUCCGCUACAACCCAGGCAAGGUACCCAAGACGCGACAGAGCAGCCAUAA